UUGAGGAUCAGAAGAUUAGUCGAGCACUAUAAAGCGGCCGGCAGAGACACUGGACAUGAGCUGAAGUGACACAUUGCAGAAGAGAAGUGAAGAACAACCACCAGAAGAACCAGAAACUCCAGCACACGCAAGUGAGAGAAAUGGAUGCCCCAGCACCUGUUGAGAAGAGAGGACCACCAAAAUUCAAACAGAGGACCACUCGCACCUUCAAGAGCAAGGCUCCUAAACCUGGCCAGAAAGGCUUCGGAGAUGACAUCCCUGGGAUGGAGGGUCUCGGCACAGACAUCACUGUGGUUUGCCCAUGGGAAGCUUUUGGCGACAUGGAGCUCAGUGAUCUGGCAAAAUAUGGAAUUUUGUAGUGCAUCCACCAAACCUUUUCCCUGCUCUCUUCUGGGGACCUUUGAUCAGAUGAUCACGUAAUGUUACUCACAUGAGACUGAACCAGCAGCAGAAGCUUUCAGCCCAGCACACAAAGAGGAUCCAACGAGAUUAAUACUUCUUUUUUUUUUGGUAAAAAAGGACAAAUGGAACAGUAACUCUCUGCUGCUCUUCUUCACUGCAUCACUGGAGCUCUUAGCAGGAGGAAUUGAUCUCAGAGCCACAAUAUCAUGCAGGCCCUCUCUCUUUUAAUUGUUAUGGAAAAACAAAACUAUGCUCAAAUUAACUUUAUUUUUUUGAACUGUGAAUGUGAUUGUGUCUGUGUCAGAAUCAACUCAUCAUAGUUAAUUAAAACCAUUGAUUGGCAGUAGAACACAAUAAAAAAAAAAAAAAAGUAUUUUCCCAAA
Molecule: messenger RNA, 785 nt
Organism: Megalobrama amblycephala (Wuchang bream)
Lineage: Eukaryota; Metazoa; Chordata; Actinopteri; Cypriniformes; Xenocyprididae
Product: retinal cone rhodopsin-sensitive cGMP 3',5'-cyclic phosphodiesterase subunit gamma-like
Exons: 3
Coding region: 141-359 (72 amino acids)
Biological process (GO): visual perception; positive regulation of G protein-coupled receptor signaling pathway; positive regulation of epidermal growth factor receptor signaling pathway
Cellular component (GO): photoreceptor outer segment membrane
Molecular function (GO): cGMP binding; 3',5'-cyclic-nucleotide phosphodiesterase activity
Source: RefSeq, a predicted model, not a curated record